Molecule: messenger RNA, 1839 nt
Organism: Schistosoma bovis
Lineage: Eukaryota; Metazoa; Platyhelminthes; Trematoda; Strigeidida; Schistosomatidae
Source: the annotation of a GenBank genome assembly
ACCAAUUACUUAUUAACAAAUAUCGUUCAUAAAAUGAUAAAUAUCAUAGAAACGAAUAUGUAUGAAGCAUAGAAAUUAAUUUAACCUCAUUAUCACUUCAUAAAUGAUCAUUUUGUCAAUCUAUAAACAAAUGAGAUUUUAGUACUUCAUCGAACAUAUUCAACAUCUUUUCUUAACUUGGACUACACUCAUCAUCUGAUGACGUAUGAUCGACUAAUUUCAUUCAUCUAUUAAUAUUGUAAAAUAUGACUACUGUAGAAAUGACUAGUACUAUGAUUCCUUUAAAUAAUACCGAAGCGACAAAUAUAACAUCGAAUUCAUCAUCAUUUGAAACGAAUCCAUUCGUGAUUGACUUAACUAAAUCAUUUCAUGUGAUCAAUAAACCAUUGGCUGUAUUUCUGUUUAUUUGUGUAUGUAUUGCUUGUUUAUUCUUUAUUAUUAUUAUACUGUGGUGUAUACGUACUUGUAUACGACGUAAAUAUGUUCCAAAAGUAUUACGUAAACGUCCAAAAGGAAUAUAUGUUGAUGAAAUACCUGGUUUAACACAAAAUAUUGAACAAUAUAAAUAUGGAUCAAUUGAAUAUUCAUUAGAAUAUAACAUAGAUCGUAGACAAUUAAAAGUUGGUGUAUUACAAGCGAAUAAUUUAAUUGGACCAAUUAGUUCUGAUACAUUAGAUCCAUAUACAACAGUUACAUUAGCUAAAUAUGAUGGACAUAAUUUACGUAUUAUUGGUAAACAAGAAAGAACCAAUAUAGUAUUGAAUACAAAUCGACCAGUUUGGAAAAGAACAUUUACAUAUGAUGUAGAAGAACAUGAUCUUAAUCAUACUGUCAUUAUAUAUGAAGUAUUUGCCCAUGAUAGUAUAUGUCAAGAUAUGAGUAUUGGUAAAUUAGAAGUAUAUCUUAAAGAUGAAGAUUAUAGUGAAUAUGCUGGAAAUAUUAUAGAACGAACUGGUUGGUUAACAGCUGGUACUAUUUAUAAAUUUGGUCUUGGUGAAUUAUGUAUUGGUGUUGGUUAUUAUCCAAAUAAUAAUUUACCACAUAUUGAUGUAUGUAUAUAUGAAUGUAGACAAUUAAAUAUAGAUGAAUAUUUGCCUAAAUCAAAACAACGUGAAUUAGAUAUAUUAAUUAUAUUAAAGCAUAAAAAGCAUAUUGUUUAUCGUCAAAAAACGCAUAAACGUAAAGAAUUAAUUAAUCCAUAUUUUAAUGAGAAAAUUAGUAUCCCUUUGAAGAAUAGCAAUGUCACUACUACUAAUACUACUAAUACUACUACUAGUAGUAGUAUUAUUAAUCAAAUUGAAAAUUUUCAUGUUUUAUGCCAAUUAAGACAUGUGAAUCGUUUACAUAUAAAACAAGUAUUAGGUACUGUGCAUAUUGGAUUAGAUUCAUCACAGGCAAGUGGAAUAAAACAAUGGGAAGAAAUGAUUAAAAGUCCAUCAAAAAUACACGUAAUGUGGCAUUCUAUUGUACCAUCAUAAAAAAAAUAACUAAAUUGUUUCCUAUUGUUGUUUUAUUCUUAUUUUGUUAUUUAAUUCAUAAUGAAUGUAACUAUGUAACUUUAAUUCGUUAUUAUUAAAUGAAAAAAUACAAGUAACCUCUUUACUGUUAUGAUAAUGGAUUGUUAUAAAUCAUGUUAUUAACAUUGUGAUUCAUUGAAGAAGUGGCUUAAACUAAGUCACGAAACGUUGGAAAGUCUAAUUUUUCUACUCAUUGGGACAUUAUAAAUAUAUUAUUUAUUUAUUAUAAUUAUUAUUAACUUUAAUAAUAGUUAUGUUAUGUAAUUAGUAUAAAUCAGGAUCUAGUUACUAUAUAUAUUACUAAUGCACUGUUUAUCAUUUG